GAGUGCAUGCGUAUAUUUGCAUACUUUUUCUACAUUUGGAUAGAUCUUUCCAUAGGCAUCAACAUUAAUUUUCUCACUCCUAAUGCAUGUCAGCAAACCUGAGUUAUAGAAGUGUUGUAUCCCACCCACAUAUAACAAUAAAACUUUCACACACGCUGAUCCCUGUACCUUGCAAGUAUACCCUAUUUCUGCCCUCAUUUUUGAUCUAUCUCUCCCUCUCCUUCCCUUGCUCUUACCUCUGUCCAGGUAACCAUGUAUCUCCUUUACAGCAGCACACCUCUUGUUAACUCCCACUCUCUCUCUAGGUAACUAUCUUGGCCCUCAUUUUGUUAAUUCUUGCUCUCUUUCCCUUCCUCUCUCUUGUUGGGUAACGUACAGUUGCUCUACAACCUCCUCUACAGCAAGGCAUCUAUUUCUGCCUCUCUGUCACACUCUAAUCUUUCAUCGUCUGGAUAAGAUAAUCUCCUCCAAUGCCCCCUUCUCUCUCAAUGCCUCUUUGUCUUGCAAAGUUACUCAGUGACCCCUGCUAGUGCAGGUACCACUUAAAAAGCACCUUCUCCACACUGUAAACUAGUUGGCAUUUGGAAGGGCAUCCUGCUGUAAAAACCAUGCCAAAACUGACCUCACCUGUGUGAGUGCAACAUAAAAAGCAUUCAGCUCACUCUACGAAGUGGUUGGUGUUGGGAAGGGCAUCCAGCCGUAAAAACUGGCCAAAACUGACACAGAAACAUGGUGCAGGCUUCCGCCUGGUCAGCUCCUGUCAAACCGUCCAACCCAUGCCAGCAAGGAAGGUGGACGUUAAACGAUGAUGAUGAUGAUGAUUGUGGCAACUGCCUUUGUUUGAAGACUUAUUUCUUUUAAUUUUGCUACCGAGCAAAAGUAAACCACAAACAUCAAAUGGUCCAUAUCCUAUAAAUCAUGUCACAUUUUCCUUAAUCCUUGGCAUUUUGUUAAAUUAAUAAGAAAUCAAGAUAUAUUCUUUUAUCCAGACAAGCAUUAGAGAGCAAUAGUUACCUUCCCGGGAAAGCUGAACUCUUAGCUUAAUACGAAGUUGGAACUACUGCUUUCAAUGCACUUGCGUUAAUAAUCGUUUUUACAAUUAUCUAUUUCCCUACUCCGAAAACAAACUUGCGUACAUCAUCAAGAAAAUACACUUUAUUUCAUUUUAUAAAAAUGUUUUCACUUAUGAGCAUCCGUAGAUAUAUGUAACCAGCUCGUUGAUCUCCCUUGAUUGUUAGAAGAGUCAAACAUCUCCAGUUAGAGAUUAGUUUGUUCUGUUUACACGGAAUUUGAAACGAUGGCCGAAAUUACUCCCGGAGGCAAAACCAAAAUGCCCAAAGUGGCAAAGGUUAAAAACAAAAUGCCAGCCCCUGUGCAGAUUACUGCAGAACAGCUGUUGCGUGAAGCAAAGGAGCGAGAGUUGGAAUUGGUACCACCACCUCCCAAGCAGAAAAUUUCAGAUCCAGAGGAAUUGGCAGAUUAUAGGCUCAAGAAAAGGAAGGCAUAUGAAGACAAUAUCCGCAAAAAUCGAACUGUGAUGAGCAACUGGAUUAAGUAUGCCCAAUGGGAAGAAUCACAAAAAGAAAUUCAAAGAGCACGGUCUGUGUGGGAAAGAGCUUUAGAUGUCAACCACAGAAACAUCACAGUUUGGUUAAAAUAUGCUGAAAUGGAAAUGAAAAAUCGCCAAAUCAAUCAUGCCAGAAACAUCUGGGACCGUGCCAUCACUAUCUUACCUCGAGCGAACCAAUUCUGGUACAAAUACACAUACAUGGAGGAAAUGCUGGAUAAUAUACCAGGUAGUCGACAGGUAUUUGAGCGUUGGAUGGAGUGGCAUCCCGAAGAGCAAGCCUGGCACUCUUACAUCAACUUUGAACUGCGCUAUAAAGAAAUUAACCGUGCACGUGCAAUUUAUGAACGAUUUGUAUAUGUCCAUCCUGAAGUAAAGAACUGGAUCAAAUAUGCACGCUUUGAGGAGAAGAACAACUAUAUUAACAGUGCACGGAAGGUGUAUGAACGAGCAGUAGAGUUCUUUGGAGAGGAUAAUAUGGACGAAACUUUGCUAAUAGCUUUUGCCAAAUUUGAAGAAGGUCAAAAAGAGCAUGAGCGAGCUCGAGCAAUUUAUAAGUUUGCCUUAGAUGGUUUACCAAAAGAGAAAUGUACAGAAAUAUAUAAGAAUUAUACAAAGCACGAGAAACGCUAUGGAGAUCGUACAGCCAUUGAAGAUGUCAUUGUCAGCAAAAGGCGAUUCCAGUAUGAAGAGGAAGUGAAAGCAAAUCCAAUGAACUAUGAUGCCUGGUUUGACUACCUGCGUCUUCUAGAAGCUGAUGGAGAAGUGGAACAAAUUCGGGAAGUUUAUGAGAGAGCCAUAGCCAAUGUUCCCCCCUCACAGGAUAAACGACACUGGCGCCGCUACAUAUAUUUGUGGAUCAUGUAUGGUUUCUUUGAAGAGUUAGAUUGUAUGGAUGCUGACAGGGUCCGUGCAGUGUAUAAUGCUGCCUUAGAAGUAAUUCCUCACAAAAAAUUCACCUUUGCAAAAAUUUGGCUGUUAUUUGCACAGUUUGAAAUUCGACAAAAAAAUCUUCAAGCUGCUCGUAAAAUCUUGGGUGUUUCAUUAGGGAAGUGUCCCAAAAAUAAGCUAUUCCGUGGUUAUAUUGAUCAAGAGAUUCAGUUGAGAGACUUUGACCGAUGUCGUAUACUCUAUGAAAAAUUCUUGGAAUUUGGUCCAGAGAACUGUAUGACCUGGAUGAAGUAUGCAGAAUUAGAAGCCAUUUUGGGUGACAGUGAGCGGACAAGAGCAAUAUAUGAAUUAGCCAUCAACCAACCGAAGCUAGACAUGCCUGAAGUCCUUUGGAAAUCUUAUAUUGAUUAUGAAUUUGACCAAGAAGAAUAUGGUCGUACACGGAACCUCUACCGGCGUCUAUUACAAAGGACUCAACAUGUAAAGGUGUGGAUAAGUUUUGCUCACUUUGAAAUGUCACUUCCUGGCAGUCAAUCCAUAAAAAAUGCUCGUGGUGUUUAUAUGGAUGCAAACAAAUCAUUGAGGACAGCUGAAGAAAAGGAAGAACGUGUAAUGCUGUUGGAAUCUUGGCUUGACUUUGAGAAGGAGGCUGGUGAUGCCAAUUCAUUGAAAGUUGUCGAAAAACAAAUGCCUCAGAAAAUCAAGAAACGCCGGAAGAUUGAAUCUGAAGAUGGAUCUCAUGCUGGUUGGGAAGAAUAUUAUGAUUACAUCUUCCCCGAAGAAGAAGCUUCACAGCCAAACCUCAAGCUGCUGGCAAUGGCAAAGAAAUGGAAACAGAAACAAGUGGUAGAAGAUGAGGAUGAAACAGAUGAAGAAAGGGAAGAAGAUGAAGAUGAAGAUGAAGAGGAGGAAAGUAGCGAAGAGGAAAACCAAGAAAGUGAUGAAUCUUCAUGAUAAAAGGAGAGAGAGAGAGAGAGGAGAGAGAGAAUUCAAAGGGGGACAAAUAAACUCUCAGAUACUGUUUGAAAUUAGGGAGUGUUUGUCAAAAGAAGGCCAGUGUUCUUCACCCUUGCAAACCCUCCCAAACUGUGAGAUUGAUGCAGUUGAUGUUCGAUUUUUAUUAAUGAGUUGACUCUAUUGAGAUGCCUCUCUAAGCUUAUGGAAAUAAUCUCUUUUAAGUUAGUCUUCCUUAAUCUACUGAGUUGUCUCUCUAAGCCCACUUAGAUUAUGAAAGUGGUCUCCAUUAAGUUAGCUUAGUAGUUAGGUUGUCUAAAUAUUUAAAUCCAUUUAGUUAGUCUCUUGGGGCUGUUUUUAGAGUUAGUGUGUUAAACAUGUGGUAGCUGUUUAUGCUAAGUUAGCCUUCUUCAGUACAUUGAGCUGUUCUCCCAUUUAGUGAGAUUGUUGAAAAUAUGUUUGUAGAUUCAAUCUACCAUCUAGAAUUAUCAUAUUUAUAUAUGAAUCAGAAAUAGGAAGUCCUUGGUACAGUAUUAUACAUCUAAAAAAUGAUUAAGAAUGGCUUUUCUGAUAAUUUUUUUCCCCAAUUAUUAAAAUGGAAAAAUUAUCAGAAAAUCUAUUCCUUUUCAUUUUUUAAACAAUGAUGAUGAUGAUGUGUGUGUGUGUGUCUUUACACAUGUAUGCAUGCACAUGCACACACACAUGCAUAAUCAUUUUAUGUCACAUUCGUUUUUUCCAUAGGUAGGAUGAUUCUACAUGAUUCAGUGGAUUAGAGAGCCUGAACUUGCUUCAGUGUUUCAUUUUUGGCAUGAUUUCUAUGGCUUGUUCUUCCUAAUACCAGUCACUUUACAGAGUAUAUUGAGUGUGUAUUUUUAUUGUACCAGUGCUAUAGAGGUUGCUUUGCUACCAGCAAGACUAAAGAGCCCUCAUAAAGCCCUGCAUUGUUACUGCUCAAAUUGAAUACCAAUCACUUACUGUUUGUACUGGGUGCUAUUUGGCACCAGCACAAUUGUGUUGGUUCAUCUUGCCAUCAUGAAGGCUGGAAAAGAUAUAUUGUGAGAGCGUGAUAAUGGAGACAAUAGCACUGCAAACUAUUGAGGUGGAAGGAAAAGAGACUUAGAGAAGGAAGAGAGUAAUGCCAGUGAUUAGUGUGGAGGAGAGUAGGGGACAGAAUGGUAUUUAAAAUGGGGUGGGUUAAGUAGGUAGACUCAGUGAAUGGGUGUUUCAGUCCCUCUGUCAUACAGCAUGGGUUGGACGGUUUGUCAGGGUCUAAGACAUGAAUACAUGUGGACAUACAUACAUACAUAAGUACAUAUUCAUUCAUUCAUUCUAUGUAUUAACAGUUUAAUUAAAGUUUCAUAGACAUAAAAAUCACAUUGAUCAUUCAGACAUUUAACACUGAAUGAUGUCACUGUCCAACACAUGCCAGCAUGGAAAACGGACGCUAAAGGAUGAUGAUGAUGACAAUGAUGAUGAUGAUGAUGAUGAAAUUCUAUGUAUGGCUGAUUAUCAUUGAAUGAUGAGCAGCCAUUUGAUAAUUCUAGUUUGGAUCACAUGUCAGAACUAUUAAAUUGGGAACUGGUAACAACUGCAAAAAUAAAUAAGAUUAUUUUCAAAAACAUUUCUAAGUUGCAUCUUGUUGAGAUGCUUGGAUUUUCUAGUCUGCCAGUUUCCUCUUGCUUUGUCUUGAACUGAAGUUAAGCUUCACAGGGUAAAACUGACUUUUCUCUGAUGAGACAUGAAGGUGAUACUGCCUCAGCUAAACAUUCUAUUCAAUGUAAUAAUGAUUUUUUACAUAUAUCCUUGUAUCUGCUGGAGUGAUGUUUUCUGUGUUAUUCAGAUGGUAUCUGUGGUUUAUUUGUGUCCCUGGGGUGUUUCUACAUCAUUUUUGUAUAUAAUAAAACAUUGUUCAUCAAUAAAUCAUUAAUAAAAAAUCAACAAAAGAAAAAAAUAAAUUAUAUUUUCUAUAUUUUGAUACA
Molecule: messenger RNA, 5391 nt
Organism: Octopus sinensis (East Asian common octopus)
Lineage: Eukaryota; Metazoa; Mollusca; Cephalopoda; Octopoda; Octopodidae
Product: crooked neck-like protein 1
Exons: 16
Coding region: 1298-3412 (704 amino acids)
Biological process (GO): spliceosomal complex assembly; mRNA splicing, via spliceosome
Cellular component (GO): Prp19 complex; U2-type catalytic step 2 spliceosome; precatalytic spliceosome
Molecular function (GO): protein binding
Source: RefSeq, a predicted model, not a curated record